Molecule: messenger RNA, 399 nt
Organism: Gekko japonicus
Lineage: Eukaryota; Metazoa; Chordata; Lepidosauria; Squamata; Gekkonidae
Gene: CD164L2
Product: CD164 molecule like 2
Exons: 3
Coding region: 40-399 (119 amino acids)
Cellular component (GO): cytoplasmic vesicle
Source: RefSeq, a predicted model, not a curated record
GGUCCCCGUGCAAAAGGCGCUUCUCCGCGGAGAGGCGCGAUGCCGGCGGUUGGCGCCUGGGGGCUCCGGGCGGUGCUCUGCUGUGCUCUGCUCUGCGUGCUCCGCGUGAUCCCGAGCCAGGCAGGAGAAUGCAAAGAUCUGGAGUCCUGUGAGAAAUGCAUUGAAGGAGCAGCAUCCCUGAACAUCACCGAUUGUGUGUGGAUGCUCUGCAGAGAAUCUAAGGAGAAGCAAGGUACAACGGCCAGCCCUCUGCUAACUGGUUCUCCGGAGUUUCACCCUGCAGGCUUUGACUCUGCAAGCUUCAUUGGCGGGAUUGUCCUGGUGCUCAGCAUCCAAGCUGUCAUCUUCUUCGUCAUCAAGUUCCUCCGAUCAAAGGACAGCACCUAUCAGACACUGUAA